Messenger RNA from Fukomys damarensis (Damara mole-rat), 2012 nucleotides. It is a transcript of the gene Ak5, whose product is annotated as adenylate kinase 5. The record is from RefSeq and is a predicted model, not a curated record. The transcript is spliced from 16 exons. Gene Ontology annotation, molecular function: nucleoside diphosphate kinase activity; ATP binding. Gene Ontology annotation, cellular component: cytoplasm; cytosol. Gene Ontology annotation, biological process: nucleoside triphosphate biosynthetic process. Bases 189 to 1865 code for a protein of 558 amino acids. Lineage: Eukaryota; Metazoa; Chordata; Mammalia; Rodentia; Bathyergidae.
UCGAGAGGAAAUAUAGCACUUUCCCAUCAAGUCUAUCUUCAGCUCUUGGAUCAGAACACCCAUUGGAGGGCAGGGAUUUAGCUCAGUGGUUCUGCCGCCUGCCUCAAAAGCGCAAGGUCCGGAGUUCAAUCCCCAGGACCGAAAAAAAGAAUACCCAUUGGAGUGUUAAAAGCCUUUUGAAUGGACUGAUGUGCUCUAAGCCUGACGAUCCGGUGGAAUACUUGGAAAGUUGCUUACAGAAAGUAAAGGAACUAGGUGGCUGUGACAAGGUGAAGUGGGACACAUUUGUCAGCCAGGAGAAGAAGACCUUACCCCCACUCAACGGGGGACAGUCGCGGAGAUCCUUCCUAAGAAAUGUAAUGCCUGAAAAUUCAAAUUUUCCAUAUCGGCGGUAUGAUCGGCUCCCUCCAAUCCACCAAUUUUCCAUAGAAAGUGACACAGAUCUCUCGGAGACUGCAGAGUUAAUCGAAGAGUAUGAGGUAUUCGAUCCUGCGAGACCUCGACCAAAAAUCAUUCUUGUCAUAGGAGGUCCUGGAAGCGGGAAAGGUACUCAGAGUUUGAAAAUCGCCGAACGCUACGGAUUCCAGUACAUUUCGGUGGGAGAAUUACUGAGAAAGAAAAUCCACAGCGCCAGCAGCAAUCGGAAGUGGAGCCUCAUUGCCAAGAUCAUUACCAACGGAGAACUGGCCCCGCAGGAAACAACGAUUACAGAGAUAAAACAAAAAUUGAUGCAAAUACCCGACGAGGAGGGAAUCGUUAUUGACGGGUUUCCACGUGAUGUUGCCCAGGCUCUGUCUUUUGAGGACCAACUUGCUGUAGGAAGAGCCAUGCUAUGGAAAGUUGCUGGGGCAGAGGGCAUCUCACAUGGUUGUGUGAUCUGUACUCCUGACUUGGUGGUCUUCCUGACCUGCACCAACCAGCGGCUCAAAGAAAGGUUACUGAAGAGGGCCGAGCAGCAGGGGCGGCCUGAUGACAACCUGAAGGCUACACAAAGGAGACUCGUGAACUUCAAGCAGAAUGCCGCGCCGUUGGUUAAAUACUUCCAAGAAAAGGGGCUCAUCAUGACCUUUGACGCUGACCGAAAUGAGGAUGAGGUGUUCUAUGACAUCAGCCUGGCCGUUGACAACAAGUUAUUUCCAAACAAAGAGACUGCGGCAGGUUCAGGGGACCUUGACCCUUCCAUGGUGUUGGACCCUGGAGACAUCACUGAUCCAGGAUCUGAUUAUGAAGACCAGGACGAUGACCGGCUGGACGUCUCUGGAGAGGACCCUGUGGGAGGUCUCGUGGAAGAAUUGAGGAAAUGUAAAAUUAUUUUCAUUAUGGGCGGCCCAGGCUCCGGCAAAGGCGCACAGUGCGAGAAGCUGGCGGCCAAGUACGGUCUGGCGCACCUGGCCCCCGGGCGGCUGCUGCGGGCGGAGCUGGUGGCAAACUCGGAGCGAAGCCGGCUGAUCCGGGCCAGUGCGGAGCGCGAGGAGCAGGCGCCCUCGGCCGUCGUCCUGGAGCUGCUGCAGGAGGCCAUGACCGCCAGGCUGGGCGACGCGCGGGGUUUCCUGAUCUCCGGCUUCCCCCGGGGGCUGAAGCAAGGGGAGGAGUUCGCACUCCGGGUCCGGGACCCACACUUGGUCAUCUGCAUGGACUGCUCGGCGGACACCAUGACCAGACGCCUUCUCCAGAGGAACCCCGGCGGCGGGGCCUUGGAUGACGCCACCAAGGUGGUAGGCAAGCGCCUGGAGACCUACUACCGGGCCUGCCUCCCGGUGCUUGCCUACUAUGAGGGCAGGGCGCGGCUGAGGAAGAUAAAUGCAGAGGGAACGCCAGAAGAAGUUUUUCUUCAGCUCUGCGAGGCUGUGGACUGUAUUUUCUGAGGAGCGGAGAGCUCGGGGCAGCCCACCCUCACCAGCGGCGAUGUCUGUGCCCUACCGCGCCGCCCGCUUCCCGCGGCGCUGCGGAGCGGUUUCCCAGUCCCUGGUUGGGGCCCAGCUCCUGCCCUCCUCCCUCAGAAAGAAACUCGG